This is a messenger RNA of Manis pentadactyla (Chinese pangolin), 1720 nucleotides long. It is a transcript of the gene NAPRT, whose product is annotated as nicotinate phosphoribosyltransferase. Gene Ontology annotation, molecular function: nicotinate phosphoribosyltransferase activity. NCBI's taxonomy places the organism in Eukaryota, Metazoa, Chordata, Mammalia, Pholidota, Manidae. The coding region runs from base 47 to 1663 and encodes 538 amino acids. The record is from RefSeq and is a predicted model, not a curated record. The transcript has 13 exons. Gene Ontology annotation, biological process: NAD+ biosynthetic process.
GAGCGCGAGUCACGUGGCCGGGCGGGCCGAGUCCUGCUGCGGCGACAUGGCUGCGGAGCAGGACCCUGAGGCCCGCGCGGCCGCGCGGCCGCUACUCACCGACCUCUACCAGGCCACCAUGGCGCUGGGCUACUGGCGCGCGGGGCGCGCGUGCGACGAGGCCGAGUUUGAGCUUUUCUUCCGCCGCUGCCCUUUCGGUGGCGCCUUCGCGCUGGCGGCGGGGCUGCGCGACUGUGUGCGCUUCCUGCGCUCCUUCCGCCUGCAGGACGCAGACGUGCAGUUCCUGGCCUCGGUGCUGCCCCCAGACACGGACCCUGCGUUCUUUGAGCACCUUCGUGCCCUCGACUGUUCUGGGGUGACAGUGCGGGCCCUGCCCGAGGGCUCCUUGGCCUUUCCUGGCGUGCCCCUGCUGCAGGUGUCGGGACCCCUGCUGGUUGUGCAGCUGCUGGAGACCCCGCUGCUGUGCCUGGUUGGCUACGCCAGCCUCAUUGCCACGAAUGCAGCACGGCUUCGCCUGAUUGCAGGACCGGAGAAGCGGCUGCUGGAGAUGGGGCUGCGACGCGCUCAGGGUCCAGACGGGGGUCUCACAGCCUCCACCUACAGCUACCUGGGUGGCUUUGAUGGCACCAGCAACGUGCUUGCAGGACAGCUGCGGGGUGUGCCCGUGGCCGGAACCCUGGCGCAUUCCUUCAUCACCUCCUUUUCCGGUUCUGAGGUGCCCCCGGACCCGAUGUUGGCGCUGCCUGCCAGGCAGGGCCCCAGCGUGGACCUGGCCACCCGUGUGGAGGCAUGGCUGGAGCGUGUGUGUGCCCACCUGGGGCUGGAGGUGCAGGAGCCACACCCGGGAGAGCGGGCUGCUUUUGUGGCCUAUGCUCUGGCCUUUCCCCAGGCCUUCCAGGGCCUGCUGGACACCUACAGUGUGCGGAGGAGUGGUCUUCCCAAUUUCCUGGCAGUAGCCCUGGCCCUCGAGGAGCUGGGCUACCAGGCAGUUGGUGUGAGGCUGGACAGCGGUGACCUGCUUCAGCAGGCCCAGGAGAUCCGUAUUGUCUUCCGGACCUUUGCAGCCCAGUUCCAGGUGCCUUGGCUGGCGUCUGUCCCCAUCGCUGUCAGCAACAACAUUGGCGAGGAAGAGCUGGCACAGCUUGCCCAGGAGGGCAGUGAGGUGAACCUCAUCGGCAUUGGCACCAGCGUGGUCACCUGCCCCCGCCAGCCUUCCCUGGGCUGCGUCUACAAGUUGGUGUCUGUGGGAGGCCAGCCCCGGAUGAAGCUGACGGAGGACCCUGAGAAGCAGACCCUGCCAGGAAGCAAGGCUGCCUUCCGGCUCCGGGACUCUGAUGGGUCUCUGCUGUUGGAUGUACUUCAGUUGGCAGAGGAGCCCCCACCCCAGGCUGGCCAGGAGCUGAGGGUCUGGCCGAGAGGGGCCAGGGAGUCCUGCACUGUGAGGCCCGCCUAUGUGGAGCCCUUGUUGCGACUCUGGGUCCAGCGGGGACAGCUGUGUGAGCCUCUCCCAUCUCUGGCUGAAUCUAGAGCCUUCUCCCAGCUGUCCCUGAGCCGCCUCAGCCUUGCACACAGGCGGCUGGUGCAGCCCGCCCAGUACCAGGUCGUGCUGUCUGAGAAGCUGCAGGCCCUGGUGGACAGAUUGAGUGCCGGAGGCCGCCCCUGAGGACCCCAUGCUGGGGGCUGCCUGAAACUAACACAAGCCACCCACUGUACCCCACAA